This is a messenger RNA of Cercopithifilaria johnstoni, 819 nucleotides long. NCBI's taxonomy places the organism in Eukaryota, Metazoa, Nematoda, Chromadorea, Rhabditida, Onchocercidae. The record is from the annotation of a GenBank genome assembly.
AUGGGAAGAUUUAUACCAGCAUUAUCAUGCAGAUUUUCAUCCGUAUUUGGAAUGGAUAUUUCAUUACGGUCGUUAAAACCCUUCACCAUGCAAAUUCCAUCAGUCAGAAAUCUUCAUGUCAAAAAAUUACUUGCUGAUAAGUUUUCAAACAGAUUCCGGGUUGAUCGUGUGAUGUAUUUUGGCCCCGAGUUAGCUUGCUUAGAAUGGUUAAUGGAAUGUGGCUCUACUGAGGUUAUAAUGAGUGAUGGGACAUCAAUCUCUUGCAGAGCAGAUAUGCGUCGUUAUAUCAGUGAUUUUGGUUUCAAUUUUAGAAGCAUUCCGAUUCCUGCGAUUUCCUUUAAAUGGAGUCCGGUAUUGCCAACAGUUAGUAUGAAAAAACUUGAUGCGAUUUAUGAAAUGCGAUGGGCUAAGAAGCCGAACAUAUAUGUUGUUAAGGUCGACGCGACUGAUGCAGCUAUUGGUGAUGCAGGCUUUCAGUAUUUCAAAGAGUGCCGAAAAAUAGAAAUUUUGAAAUUGAAUUUUUGUGACUUCUUCACUGACAAAGCAAUUGAAUAUCUUGUUUCGGGACGACCUUCACGAACAUUGCGGAACAUCGAGAUUGUUGCAAAUCCUUACAUCAGUGAUAAUUUCAUCAAGGAGAUUAAACGAAUACGCGGAUUGCAGCGGGCACAUUUUUACUUUCUGCCAAGCGUAGCAAAACGAACAAAUGCAGUACAAAGUUUGAAGCUCUCCCUGCCAUUUUGUAGAGUUAGUUUUCCGGAACUAAAAGAAGUCGGUUAUGGAUAUGGUUGUACUGUCGAAGACAAAAAUGUAAGGUAA